UGAGCGCUCGGUUACUUUCGCUUUCGAAGAAGCGCAGUGGAAGAACAGCCGCACUGAGCCGCCGGCUUUUCACGCUACAUCAGCCGUAUUCCGACCGCAAAAACGCACAGCAGGAACUCGGUACGCGCUCGCCGGUAGCGGACACAUGAUGAUGGCAGCGCGCAGCGGCCCAGUGUGGCUCGCCGACUCCCCCGCCACCACGGGGCGGCUCAGGCUGAACCCCGACGCGCUCGGCGUCCUCGCUGCUCUCUCGGGCCCGCUCAGAGUUGUCGGCAUAUUUGGACCUCGGCAGUGUGGGAAGUCGUACCUGCUGAACUCUCUUUCUGGAAGCACAGAUUUCACUGUGUCCAGUGAUGACUGCUUCAAGACUCCUAUUAUCUUUAUGUCAUGCCUGCCAGACCCGCAGGAUCCAGAAACCACCCUGGUAUUACUGGACUCUGAGGGCUUUGAGGGGGACAUGCAGGCACUGGAGGGUCGUAGCUGCAGCCCUGUCUUCACCCUGUGCCUGCUACUCAGCUCGGUCUUCCUUUAUAACACCUGGGGCCCAGUGAAGUGUGAAACUCUGGACCAGCUCCUUCAUAUGACUUUUUUGACAAAUUUGGUCACAUUACCUACGGAUGAACAGGCCAAGGAGACCUUCCUCCCGGAGUUUGUGUGGUGCGUGCGAGACGUGGACCUGGUUAUGACUUUUGGCAACAUCCAGCUGGUGCCAGCUGACUUUUUAGAUUCUGUGUUAAAUGACAUUCAAGAUCAACAGUCUCCAUCUGGCUUCGUAUGCCAGAUAUUCCACAGAUCCAGAAUGAAGCUCUUGGAUUUCUGCCGUCCGAAAGCAAAUGUUGAAGACCUUGUGAGCUCUUCCUCAUCUGAGCUUAACCCUUGUUUCAUAAAGCAGACAGAAACCCUGAGGAAGUUAAUUUGCAGAAGUAAACCAAAAGCUUUCCCUGAUGGACACAGUACCAAUGGGAGGGAGCUUGUAACCCUGAUGGAACAGCUAGUGGACUGCAUAUCCAAUGGGUCCGUUAUGGAUUUGAGUAAUGUUACUGAGCAGUGUGAGCCCGUGGACAAUACAACUACUGUAUCACUGAGAGAUCAGAGUAAUACAAUGAAUAAAGUUGAACUCUCAGAUCACUUGAAUGCACCUUUAGAAGAUGAUCACUCAAAGAAGGCAUUACUACUAGAAAGAAAAAAUCCCAUGGUAGAAACGGUGACAUAUCUAAGUCAUGCUGAAAGAGGUUCAUAUAUUCCUGCAUUACGCCCAAAAGAUCAAGAACCUGCAGCCUUGGAAGAUGAGCUCCAGGUCAGGAGUGAGCCUGUGGUUAUGCAAGCACCCAUCUGCCUGAUAGAGAAUUCAACCAAGAAUGAACUUGUAACUAAUCAACAAGCCCUGAACAUCCUGAGCUCUAUCAAGCAGCCUGUGGUGGUGGUGUCCAUCGUGGGCAUGUACCGCACCGGCAAAUCCUACCUCAUGAACAGACUGGCUGGGAUGCGUAAAGGAUUCUCUCUGGGCUCUACGAUUCAGUCUGAGACAAAGGGCAUCUGGAUAUGGUGUGUUCCGCACCCUGAGAAGAAAGGCCACACCCUGGUCCUGCUGGACACUGAAGGACUGGGAGAUGUGGAGAAGGGAGAUCAGAGGAAUGACCACUGGAUCUUUGCCCUGGCUGUCUUGUUGAGCAGCACUUUGGUGUACAACAGCACUGGGACUAUCAACAACGAUGCUGUGCUGAAACUGGAAUAUGUUACUGAGCUGACAAAGCACAUCAAGGUAAAGUCCAGACAUGAAGCAGAAGAUGAGGCUUCUUCUGAGUAUCUCCGUUUCUUCCCCUCAUUCAUUUGGGCCGUGAGAGACUUCACUCUUGAUCUCGAGGCCGAUGGGAAGCCGAUAACAGCUGACGAGUAUUUGGAAAACUCCCUGAAGCUAAAAAGUGGUUACUCUAAAGAAGUGUUGUCCAGUAACAGCGCUCGACAAUGUAUUCGGGAUUACUUUCCCAGUAGGAAGUGCUUUGUGUUUGACCAGCCUGUCCAAAAGGAAAAACUGAAGAUAAUUGACACAUUAGAUGAUACUGAGCUGGAUGCCAACUUUGUCAAGCAAGCUACUGAGUUCUGCACUCAUGUUUUUAACAACUCCCAGGCGAAAACUAUCAAAGGAGGGAUAACAGUCACUGGCAGAUUGUUGGGGAACCUCGCCGUCACUUAUGUGGACUCCAUUCGGAGUGGGCAAGUUCCUUGCCUGGAGAAUGCAGUGGUGGCCCUGGCUCAGAUUGAGAAUUCCAGUGCGGUGGAGAAGGCAACCAGCCUUUACAGGCAGCUGCUGAAAGAGCGAGUUGUUCUGCACACUGAGACCCAGGAGGAGCUCUCCCAAGCUCAUGAAGGCUGCUUAAAGGAGGCACUGGAGCAUUUCAUGAACCACUCCUUCAAGGAUGAAGAUCAGCGCUAUCAGAAAAUUCUAAUGGAGCAUAUAAAAGAAGAGUAUAAGAUGAUUUGCCAGACAAAUGAGAGCUUCUCCCAGAAUUUCUGCACCGCUCUGCUCCUGCAGCUGGAGGAAUCUAUGGAGCCAGAAGAGUUCUACAUGAGGCCUGGAGGUUACCUGGACUUUAAGACUGACAUGGAGAAAUUUGUCCAGAUGUACAGAUCAACACCUGGCAAAGGGAUCAAGGCUGAAUUGGCCUUGGAAGAAUACCUCACUGGGAGAAAUGAACUAGGCAAAGUAAUUCUCAGAGCGGACAAAAAUCUCUCAGAACAACAAAGACAAUUAGAAGCGGAGCAAGCCCGUGCUGAGGUGGAGAGAUGCAAAGCGCUGGCUGUCGCACAGCAGAACGCAGUCAUGGAGAGGAGGCUGAAAGACCAGCAGGAAGCCCAGCGGGAGAAUGAGAGGCAGUUGAGGGAGAAGCUGGACAGAGACUAUAGAUCAGCGCUGCAGGAACACAAUCGUGUCCUUGACCAGAAGCUCAGGGAGCAGAACGCCCUGUUACGGGAAGGGUUCAACAAAGAGUCGGAAAAGCUGCAGGCUGAGAUUAAUCGACUGCGAGAAAUGACAAGACCACAGGAGAGAAGUGGCGGGGGAGGAAAACUGUGUGUCAUUUCAUAACUGCGUACAGCAGAGUGAAAAUGUUUAAAAAUAACAUUUAAAGUAAACAGAGGGAAAAUUCUUCCCAUCAUACUCUUUGGUCUUUCAAUUAAAGUGUCAUCACCAGCAUAGGUAUGACUUUAACAGUAAUACUAGAUUGAGUGUGCAUGUAGCUAACUAGCAAAGUUUCAAGGUGUGGGUUCUACAGUGAUCAAGUGAAAAAUACAGCUUUACUAAUGGAAUUACGAUGCUUUGGAUAGAAAGUGGUUAACAAAUAAUACAAAAAAAAAAUUUGCUGCACGUUUUAUUACAUCAGGACGAACCUUCUAGAGAAGAGUGGGGAAACUCCUCUUGCAGGUAUACCCUGGGGUGACAGUAGGACUGAGCAUGUUUUCAGAAUAUUUGAGUUUUGCUGAUGUACUGCAUUGUGCACUUCAAUAUAAUAUUAAGAAGUUACUGUGUAAGUGUGGCUCAGUGUCUGUCACUGGCUAGUAUUUUAUGUUGGUUAAUAUGUUGUCUGCACCAUUUAAAUGGCUUCAAUUUAAUUACUAUAAAGGAAAAUACCAUGCUAAUUCACUCAAUGAAAUCUACCACCUGACCUUUAGACCCAGUCCUUACUAAAUUACUUAAAGCCACAAUUUCUGUUCUCACAGAGACCAUUGUUAAUAUCAUUAAUACUAGUUACUUAAUGGCUAUGUUCUGAACACUUUUAAAGUCACACUUAAUAGACUUAUUAAAGAAAUCAAAUCUCAGCUAUAAUGACCCAAUUAUAGGCCUCUUGCUCCCAUUUUUACUCAAAAUUCUGGAAAAGAUUAUGGCUUCCCAGACUGUAAAAUACCUUAAUCAUUUCAGUCUGGUUUCUACCCGAGUCUUAGCACUGGAACAGCCCUCACCCAUCUUUUUAAUGAUAUUCUUAUUCACUUACUCAUAUUAAUGAAAUUCCUGUCUCGUCUGAUGCUGGUUAUGCCUCAGUCGUGUUGCUACUGUGCUUCAGUGCUGCACAUUUGAUACUGUUGACCAUAGUAUUUUAUUCAACAGAUUUGAAUCCCUGUUUGGAGGUAGCGGCACUAUGAUGAAGUAGUUCCGUUACAAACUGUUUACAGUUAAAUAGUAUUAAAAUCUGAUGACUGCAUCCCUUCAUUCUUGUCAGUUGUUGAAUAUGGUGUGCCUCAGGGCUCCAUGUCAGGUCCAUUGUUGUCCUCAUGCUAUAUGUUACCAUUAGAUCAUGUUAGUCGUAAGCAAGGUGAUGAGUAAGUUUUUACUGACAUGCUGAUGACACAUAUUUUGUUUAAGCCUGAUAACCCAUCACAUAUUUCAUUUUUAGCAAACUAUUUUACCAUUA
Messenger RNA from Scleropages formosus (Asian bonytongue), 4406 nucleotides. Its product is annotated as guanylate-binding protein 1-like. The record is from RefSeq and is a predicted model, not a curated record. Bases 146 to 3085 code for a protein of 979 amino acids. The transcript has 17 exons. Gene Ontology annotation, molecular function: GTPase activity; GTP binding. NCBI's taxonomy places the organism in Eukaryota, Metazoa, Chordata, Actinopteri, Osteoglossiformes, Osteoglossidae.